Messenger RNA from Chlorella variabilis, 1572 nucleotides. RefSeq lists its product as hypothetical. NCBI's taxonomy places the organism in Eukaryota, Viridiplantae, Chlorophyta, Trebouxiophyceae, Chlorellales, Chlorellaceae. The coding region runs from base 1 to 1572 and encodes 523 amino acids. Gene Ontology annotation, biological process: protein processing. The transcript is spliced from 10 exons. Gene Ontology annotation, cellular component: membrane. Gene Ontology annotation, molecular function: serine-type endopeptidase activity. The record is from RefSeq and is a predicted model, not a curated record.
AUGCCGCGGCAGCGUCAGGGCCGGGCCUUUGCGGUCCGCAGGGUGUGCACGGGCACCGUAGCGGCGCUGUGCUGCCUGGCCGCGGCCUGCCUGGUGCCGCUGGCCGGCGCCGCUGCCGACCCCGCUGGCGGCCGCGCCUCCUUCUCCCCCGAGGGCGUGCGGUGGGCCCGCGACCACAUCAUCGUCAAGCUCAAGCCCUGGGCGGUGGCGGCGGCGAUGGCGGGCGGCGACGGCGAGAUGCAGGCUUCCGCGGCCGGCGCUGCCGGGCUGCCGGGGCUGGCGCUGGUGCAGCCGCUGCUGGCGCGCGGCGGCGCGGCGGGCGGCGGCGGCGCCGCGCGGCGGCGCGGCCUGGCGGCCGCCAGCCAGGGGGCUGCCGCCGCCGCCGUGUACAAGAUCCUGGACGGCAGCAGCGUGGCCGCCAAGGUGGCACAGAUGCGGGCGCUGUCGCAAGUCGCCUGGGCCAGCCCCGACAUGCGCCUCUAUCCUGCGGUACUGCCCCCCGGCUCCGCGGCAGCCGCAGAGGACGCCGCGGCGGCGCGGGCGGACGUGGCCGCGCGCGGUGCGGCGGCGGCGGGGGGGCGCCGUGGCGCGACGCGCCGCCUGGCGCAGGGCGGUGGCGGCGCCGUCGUGCCCAACGACCCGCGCUUCCCCGACCAGUGGCACCACCCCACCAUAGACUCCUCCCACGCCUGGGCGCUGGCCAGGGGCGCGGGCCCGGCCCGGCUGUGCAUCAUCGACAGCGGCAUGCAGCGAGGGCACCCAGACCUGCCGCAACCCGCCGAGGGCUGGAACGCGGUGUGGCGGCAGUAUCCUGGGGAGUGGGCGGAGCGCAUGCCCCGCCAGGGCGACCCAGAUUUUAACGACUGGGAGGACCGGCAGUACCACGGCACGCACGUGGCUGGCAUCGCCGCCGCGCUGGGCAACGGCGUGGGGGUGGCGGGGCUGGCGUACCAGGCGCGCCGCCGCCCUCCGCCGCCGCCGCCGGUGCUGGCUGGUGCUGGCUGCGGCACCAGCAUGGCGACGCCGCUGGUGGCCGCCGCCGCCGCCAUGUUGUUCAACGCGGCAGACGCGGCGCUGCAGCGGGCGGUGGGGUAUGCGGAAGUGAAGCAGGCGCUGCUGGGCAGCGUGGACCCUUUUGUGGGGGCGGCAUCGCUGGUGUCCUCGGGCGGCCAGCUGAACGCGGCCCGAGCGCUGCGCCUGCUGCUGUACGGCCAGACCGCGGCGCCGCCGCCCUCACCGCCCAGCCCGCCCGGCACGGGCACCCUGGUGCCCAGCCCCGGCGAGCGCUGGCUGCACUGGGUGGACUCUGCAGCCUACUUCGAGGCCCUCCCCACCACCAACUACACGCUGUGCACGCAGACCUGCAUCCUGGACGUGCGGUGCGGCAAGUACGUCUUCUUCCGCCCGCCCGCCUCCACCACAAGGAACUACGUCACCGUGCACUGCCUGCUGUGGAGCGCCACGGCGGUGCAGUCUGAGGUCAUUCUGAACCCCAAUGUGGAUGCUGAGAGGGGCGGCGCCAUCACCGCCACGGCCCUCGCCGCCGCCGCGCCCCCGCCCGCCGUCACCUAG